AAUAAAAAAGAGAAAGAAAUGUUGUCUCCAUUCGGCUCAUCAACUCCUGCCUUCUCCAGUUCAAGCUUCGGCUCUUCAUCUUCUACUCCAUCAAUCAAUCCAUUCGUCUUUUCAUCUUCUGCCUCCUCCGGUUCAAGCUUAUUCGCUGGACUCCCUUCAUCAACUUCAAGCUUAUCUGGAACAACUGCUGGUUGGGGGGCUCCAAAUCCUUUCCAAUCAUCACCCAGUAGAAGGUUUUUAUACCCUUCUUCUUUCUCCCGUAGAAGGUGUUUAAACCCUUCUUCUUUCUCCCGAAGAAGCGCAAAGUCAACUGUCACUACACCCGUGAACGAGAAACCAUUGACGGAUACUGAAGAUGAUUUGAGAAAGAGAAUAAGUUUCUUAAGUGGAUUUAUGGUGGCUUUCAAGGACCAAAUUCACACCGAUAUAAAGCUUAAGCCUAACAAUGGCCCCUGCAUUUCAGCUCACAAAUCUUUACUGGCAGCAAGAUCAGAAAUCUUUAAGAACAUACUAAGCUCAGACAACUGGAAGGCUCAACCGACCGAUACUGAUACGAUCACACUAUCAGAGUUAAGCACCGAAGAGCUCGAGUCCCUCCUAGAGUUUCUUUACACUGGGGAUUUGCCUACCGAUAAGUUUAAGAAUCAUGUUUAUGCGUUAUGUGCUGCAGCUGAUAAGUAUGAGAUUCCGUACUUACAAGAGUCGUGCGAGCGAUACAUGCUGAAUUCCUUGAAUGCAUCAAACGCUCUCGAUGUUUUAGAUAUAUCGAUUUUGUAUUCGAAGAAGAAACUGAAGGAAACAACUUUGAACUUCAUCGUCCGGAACAUGAAGAGCAUAGUUUCGUCGCAGAAGUAUGAAGAAUUUGCAUCCAGCAACCCCCAUCUUUGUGUUGAGGUUUCAAGGGCGUUUGUUGAAGCCAAAUUUUGAUGGAAGAGAUGGGAAUGGUAAUAACAUGCAGCCAAUGGUAUGGGAACAAUGUCUAAACAUCUAUGUAACUAUGACUUUUAGAACAAAUGAUCCUUUUUGAUGAAUCGCAGUAUUAGUCUGUAUGUCGAUAUUGACCAAAUACUUUCAUGAAUUUGGUAUAUAUACUAAAAGGGAUGUUGUUGGA
This is a messenger RNA of Gossypium raimondii (Peruvian cotton), 1111 nucleotides long. RefSeq names its product BTB/POZ domain-containing protein At3g56230. The transcript is spliced from 5 exons. Bases 19 to 927 code for a protein of 302 amino acids. The record is from RefSeq and is a predicted model, not a curated record. Lineage: Eukaryota; Viridiplantae; Streptophyta; Magnoliopsida; Malvales; Malvaceae. Gene Ontology annotation, molecular function: protein binding.